AUGACGGUUGUGGACCUUGAGGUGUUAGUAAGAGUCAUUAAAUGUAGUAACGAAGCGACACUCACAAUAAUUGAAAAGGAGGAAGACGAGUUAGAUAGAUACUGCCAGUACUGUCCUCUCGUCCACUCCACCACCACCACCACUAAGCUCUCCGCUUUCUUCGGGGAAUCAUCCUUCUCCAACACACUCCCUUCCAAAUAUAACACACUCCCCUUCACUUGUACUCCUCCUCCUCCUCCUACUACUAUUUCAGUUAUGGUGAGAAAGAGAUUAGCUUCCGAGAUGUCUUCCUUAAACAACAACCAACGUCCUUCUCCUCCUCGCCGUGUUAUGCCUUCUCUCCCACCACCACCACCACCACCACCUAUCGACGCAACUACUCAGCCACCUACAGUCUGGGUGGACACCAUCAUCAGAGACUUAAUCAACUCCUCAACUUCCAUCUCCAUCCCUCAGCUUCUCCAACACGUCAGAGACAUCAUCUUCCCUUGCAACCCUAACCUCAGCGCUCUCCUCGAGUACAGACUCCGUUCUCUCAUUCUUCAAGAAAGGGAGAUCUCUCCACUGCCUGAGACAGUAACCACCACCGCAGAGACAUUACUAGAGAGAAAACAAGAGACCAAGAGACAGAACCAAGACGAGGAAGGUUUACAUCUUCUCACACUGCUCCUACAAUGCGCUGAAGCUGUCUCGGCUGACAACCUCCAAGAAGCAAACAAACUCCUCCUCGAGAUCUCUCACCUCUCGACUCCAUACGGAACAUCCCCGCAAAGAGUCGCCGCUUACUUCUCCGAAGCAAUCUCAGCUCGCUUACUCAACUCCUGUCUCGGUAUCUACGCCGCGUUGCCUUCACCGCAGACUCACAGCUCGAAGAUGGUCUCCGCGUUCCAGGUGUUUAACAGGAUAAGCCCUUUGGUGAAGUUCUCGCACUUUACAGCUAACCAAGCGAUUCAAGAAGCGUUUGAGAGAGAGGACAGUGUCCACAUCAUCGAUUUGGACAUCAUGCAGGGACUUCAGUGGCCUGGUUUGUUUCACAUACUUGCUUCUAGACCAGGUGGACCUCCUCGCGUGCGUCUCACGGGACUUGGUACCUCCUUGGAAGCUCUUCAGGCUACUGGGAAACGUCUUUCGGAUUUUGCUGAUAAGCUCUGCUUGCCUUUUGAGUUCUGUCCUUUAGCUGAGAAAGUUGGUAACUUGGAUGCUGAGAGACUCAAUGUGAGGAAAAGAGAAGCUGUUGCUGUUCACUGGCUUCAACAUUCUCUUUAUGAUGUUACUGGCUCUGAUACACACACUCUCUGCUUACUCCAAAGAUUAGCUCCUAAAGUGGUGACAGUAGUGGAACAAGACCUCAGCCAUGCUGGUUCUUUCUUAGGAAGAUUUGUGGAGGCAAUACAUUACUACUCGGCGCUGUUUGAUUCUUUAGGAGCUAGCUACGGAGAAGAGAGUGAAGAGAGGUAUGUGGUGGAGCAGCAGCUACUGUCUAAAGAGAUAAGGAAUGUUUUAGCUGUUGGAGGACCGUCGAGGAGGAGCGGUGAGUUGAAGUUUGAGAGCUGGAGGGAGAAGAUUCAGCAAUGCGGUUUCAAAGGGAUAUCAUUGGCUGGGAAUGCAGCUACGCAAGCGAAGCUUUUGCUGGGAAUGUUUCCAUCAGAUGGGUAUACAUUGGUUGAUGAUAAUGGUACGCUUAAGCUUGGAUGGAAAGAUUUGUCUAUACUCACUGCUUCAGCUUGGACUCCUUGUUGUUCUUAGGUUUCUUAGGUUUCUCUCCUUUUGUAGACACAAACAAUGGCUAUAAAUAGAGCUUUACCAGUUUUUGUCUGUAUUGAGAAGAGAGUAUAUGAUAUGGUUGAUGAUAAUGGUUUUUUUUUUUAA
Messenger RNA from Raphanus sativus (radish), 1869 nucleotides. Its product is annotated as protein SCARECROW. NCBI's taxonomy places the organism in Eukaryota, Viridiplantae, Streptophyta, Magnoliopsida, Brassicales, Brassicaceae. Gene Ontology annotation, molecular function: DNA-binding transcription factor activity; sequence-specific DNA binding. The coding region runs from base 1 to 1746 and encodes 581 amino acids. Gene Ontology annotation, biological process: radial pattern formation; bundle sheath cell fate specification; gravitropism. Gene Ontology annotation, cellular component: nucleus. The transcript is spliced from 3 exons. The record is from RefSeq and is a predicted model, not a curated record.